ACCUAUUCCAUACCCAGUGCCCGUUCGGUGCACGCACAUAUCUGCCCCGUCGCUGUCUCUGCAGCUGUCAUCCAUCAUCGGCCCGCCCCUUUCCCUCUGCGCCCCUCGCUCCAUUGUCUCUCCGACCGCCGCCUUGAAACCUCUCCCGUUCUGACGUUUCGAGUUUCAACAUCCACCACUGAUCACUGCCUGUUGACUGGCACUCCAAUCUGGUGACUCGGGCGAUUGCGUGCUUCUACCUAGGUAUGUGUGCGUCUACGGCCGGCUUUGUCGCCCCUCUAGUCGUUGCCCCCCCUCCACCAACAACAACACCGAGUAGUGGGACUGACUUGCGGGAUUGAUAGACACGCCUUCACCUCCACUCUUUCCUUUGGAUCCCUCGUUUGGAUAGUGCUGCCCCAGAACUCGACUGUAACCCUAGUCCCCACGCCGUAGCCUUCUUGCCUUCUCCCGUACACCUUCUAUCCACCCUCCAAGGCACCUACUUCCCAAUCCUCUCUCACCAUCACCUCGGAACCCCCGCGUCAGUAUGGUCGUCGCCACUAUAAAAUGCGUAGUCGUUGGUGACGGUGCUGUGGGCAAAACAUGUCUCCUCAUCAGUUACACGACUAACAAGUUUCCCUCGGAAUACGUCCCCACCGUGUUUGAUAACUAUGCCGUUACCGUAAUGAUUGGUGACGAGCCUUAUACCCUGGGCUUGUUUGAUACCGCUGGUCAAGAAGAUUACGAUCGACUUCGCCCCCUCUCCUAUCCCCAGACAGACGUAUUCCUGGUUUGCUUCUCGGUCACAUCACCCGCAUCUUUUGAGAACGUCCGAGAGAAAUGGUUUCCCGAGGUUCACCACCAUUGCCCUGGCGUUCCAUGCUUAAUCGUUGGUACGCAGGUUGAUCUCCGGGAAGAUGCUUCUGUCAAGGAGAAGCUUGCCAAGCAACGAAUGCAGCCUGUGAGGAAAGAGGAUGGCGAGAAGAUGGCCAAGGACUUGGGUGCUGUCAAAUACGUCGAAUGCUCUGCUCUCACACAAUUCAAGCUGAAGGAUGUUUUUGAUGAGGCUAUUGUUGCUGCCCUCGAACCCCCGCAGACGAGGGAUGCCGGCGGAAAGCCGGGCAAGACCAAAAAGAAGAGCUGCGUAGUGCUAUGA
This is a messenger RNA of Periconia digitata, 1138 nucleotides long. NCBI's taxonomy places the organism in Eukaryota, Fungi, Ascomycota, Dothideomycetes, Pleosporales, Periconiaceae. The record is from the annotation of a GenBank genome assembly.